This is a messenger RNA of Musca domestica (house fly), 548 nucleotides long. RefSeq lists its product as uncharacterized. The record is from RefSeq and is a predicted model, not a curated record. The transcript has a single exon. NCBI's taxonomy places the organism in Eukaryota, Metazoa, Arthropoda, Insecta, Diptera, Muscidae. The coding region runs from base 103 to 456 and encodes 117 amino acids.
UUUUCGUAGAAGAGUUCAUAACGUUUUGUUUUUUUUUAUAAAAUUUAAAAAAUAUUUUUUUUGAAAAUUAUUUGAAAUAAAAACCUUUAAAAAUCUUUGAAAAUGGAGGUGGUGAGAAAAUCAGCAAAUCCAUUUAUGUUGUUUAUGACCGAUUAUCGCGAUGAGUUGGCCAAGAGAGGUGUACGCAAUGUGCCAGCCAGCGAAAUAUCCAAAAUGGCCGGAGAAAAUUGGCGCAGCAUGUCGCCCAAAGAGAAGCUGUCGUAUCAGGUGUGGGCGUCGAAAAACAAAAGCCUCAACGAUGCAACACGACGACCACGAGCCGCAGAAUCUAGACGUCGUGCACGGAGACAAUCCUCAACGCCCAUGGGACGAAAAAGUCGUCGCGGCCGCCGUCGUAGUCGUACAUCGAGAAGCAUGAAGCCAAUGCGAAGAAGCAGAAGGUCAAGGACAAUGUAAAAAUUUAAAAUAAAUGAAAAUUGUCAUAGGUUUUUAGUCAAAUGGUGUGUGAAUAAAUGUCAUUAAAAAAAAUUAAAAAUAUUAAAAUUGAA